AUAAGAAGUAGGAAGUGGUUCUGUAAAACCACUUUACAAUGUAAUCCUACGCCACACUCUCACCUUCUUUACUCAACAGUAGGAAAAAAAUAAAAAAAAAGAAUACCAGACACGGGGGAAGAUACUUUUUGUUGUUGUCAAGGAACAGAAGAUAGGAAACAUCAUUACAGUACUUUCAGGGAUCUGAAUUCCCAUAAAGCAGCCUUAUAUUCUAUUUGUUUCUUCAUUUUCGAAAAAAAAAACAAUCUUUUAUGUUUUGGGUAUCUCAAAAUGAAUUACAUCUAUUCUAUAUCAGGCCUGCCAAGUAAGAAGGCUCAAAUAUGAUGGCCAUUUAAAUUUAAGAUUGUCUGCUUAUUUCUCCACUAAGCAUUUCACAGACCACUUUCUCUAGGCCCUUGCCUUAGUCGUCUCGCAAUAUCUAAACCAUGCUUUCUUCAACAAGGAAGACCAUGGCAAUGGCUGCUCUUAUUCUUCAUCUUUGCAUUUACAAGGAGGUCGACUCCUCCCAUGAUCAUUCUGACAAGAUUAUUAGCCUUCCAGGGCAACCCCCUGUGGGUUUUCAUCAGUUUUCAGGUUAUCUUCAUGUAGAUGACCAAAAGCACAGAGCACUGUUUUACUACUUCGUUGAAGCAGAAAUUGAUCCUGCUUCCAAGCCUUUGGUCCUCUGGCUGAAUGGAGGUCCUGGUUGUUCUUCUCUGGGAGUUGGGGCCUUCUCAGAAAAUGGACCAUUUAGUCCAAACGGGGAGGUUUUAGUGAAAAAUGAACACAGCUGGAACCGAGUAGGAAACAUGUUGUACUUAGAGACACCCGCAGGAGUUGGGUUCUCUUAUGCGAAUGAUAGCGCUUCUCAUGGGACAAUGGAUGAUGAGGCCACAGCAAAAGACAAUCUCAUAUUCUUGCGAAGGUGGUUUGAUCAGUUCCCUCAUUACAAGCAUAGAGAUCUAUUUCUAACGGGAGAGAGUUAUGCAGGUCAUUACAUUCCUCAGCUGGCAAGGCUUAUGACAGAAUUGGACAAGAAGGAGAAGUUAUUUAAUCUGAAGGGAAUUGCUCUAGGGAAUCCGGUUCUUGAGUAUGCGACAGACUUGAAUUCAAGGGCAGAGUUCUUUUGGUCACAUGGAUUAAUAUCAGACUCCACUUACACAUUCUUCACUGCUACUUGUAACUAUUCCCGAUAUGUUAGUGAGUACUACAGAGAUUCAGUCUCAGAGGUUUGUUUGAGGGUGAGGACCCAAGUCAACAAAGAAACCAGUAAUUUCGUUGACAAGUAUGACGUUACUCUUGAUGUCUGUAUUCCUUCGGUGCUCUCGCAGUCCAAGUAUUUAAGGCCACACCCACAGCCUGAGGGAGAGAGGAUAGAUGUUUGCAUUGAGGAUGAAACCGUUAAAUAUCUGAACCGAGAGGAUGUGAAAAAGGCUCUUCAUGCCCGUCUUGUCGGAGUCCACAAGUGGACUGUUUGCAGCGAAGUUCUGGACUAUGAGCUUCUCAACCUGGAAAUUCCAACCAUCUCCAUUGUUGGGUCACUUGUCAAAGCGGGAAUAUGAAUCUUAAUUUUAAGGUUGGCAACAGAGCUGGGUCUUAAAACUAGUGUUCCAUAUGGUGCUUGGUUCCAAGGAAAGCAGGUAACCCUAUAUUUAUCCUUAUUUCGGAUUCCAUAAUUCUAUUGAGAAUUUCUCCCAUUGUCGUCUCAUCUUAGGUCGCAGGUUGGAGUCAAAUUUAUGGUAAUAUCCUUUUUUUUGCAACCAUUCGAGGUGCCUCUCAUGAAGCCCCAUUCUCUCAACCUCAACAGUCACUUAUACUAUUCAAGUCGUUUCUGGAUAACAGGCCUCCACCACAAGUUCUGUGAUGUAGAUUUAAUGUAUGAGUGAACACUAUACAAGCUUAGCUAUGGAAA
This is a messenger RNA of Cucumis melo (muskmelon), 1891 nucleotides long. Its product is annotated as serine carboxypeptidase-like 45. Gene Ontology annotation, biological process: proteolysis. Bases 426 to 1541 code for a protein of 371 amino acids. Gene Ontology annotation, molecular function: serine-type carboxypeptidase activity. The record is from RefSeq and is a predicted model, not a curated record. Lineage: Eukaryota; Viridiplantae; Streptophyta; Magnoliopsida; Cucurbitales; Cucurbitaceae. The transcript has 9 exons. Gene Ontology annotation, cellular component: vacuole.